GCGGGGACGCGCUCCUGGAGGAUCUGCCGCCCGCCCCCUCUGCAAGCGGGCUCUAUGCGGGACGGGACCGGCCAUGGAGAAGUUGUACUUGGCGGGGAGCAGCGUCUGGACGGGCAACGGCUCUCUGGGGAACGGCAGCCUCCGCCUGGAGAACCAGACCUCCGGGAGGAACGGCACCGCCGACCCCCUGAAGAGGAACGAGGACAUGGCCAAGGUGGAGGUGACGGUCCUCUGCCUCAUCCUCUUCCUCGCCCUGACCGGCAACCUGUGCGUGCUGCUGGCCAUCCACACCACCCGGCAGAAGCACUCCCGCAUGUAUUUCUUCAUGAAGCACUUGAGCAUCGCUGACCUGGUCGUGGCCAUCUUCCAGGUGCUGCCCCAGCUCAUCUGGGACAUCACCUUCAGGUUUUACGGGCCAGAUUUCCUUUGCCGGUUGAUCAAGUACCUGCAGGUCGUGGGGAUGUUUGCUUCCACCUACAUGCUCUUGCUGAUGUCCCUGGACCGGUGCUUGGCCAUCUGUCAGCCGCUGAGGUCUCUGCACAGGAGAGCGGACCGGGUCUCUGUCCUCCUCACCUGGCUGCUCUGCCUGCUGGUCAGCAUCCCUCAGAUCCACAUAUUUUCUCUGCGGGAUGUGGGGAAUGGAGUUUACGACUGUUGGGCAGAUUUCAUCCAGCCCUGGGGACCUAAAGCCUAUGUCACCUGGAUAACCCUUAUGGUCUACAUCAUCCCCGUGUUGAUGCUGAGCAUCUGCUAUGGCUUAAUCAGCUUCAAAAUCUGGCAGAAUGUGAAGCUUAAGACAGCUCACGGGGCCAACGCGGGUCUGAGCUCCAGCUCCUGCAGCGGGACGGCGUUUGCCAGGGUCAGCAGCACCAGGCUCAUCUCCAAAGCCAAGAUCCGGACAGUCAAAAUGACCUUCAUCAUAGUGUUAGCUUUCAUAGUGUGCUGGACUCCCUUUUUCUUUGUGCAGAUGUGGUCUGUGUGGGACACGAAUGCUCCGCAGGAAGCCUCCCCCUUCAUCAUCGCCAUGCUCCUGGCCAGCCUCAACAGCUGCUGCAACCCCUGGAUCUACAUGCUCUACACCGGGCACCUCUUCCACGACCUGAUGCGGCGCUUCCUCUGCUGCUCCACGCGGUACCUGAAGUCGCGGCCGGCGUGCGACCUGAGCGUCAGCAAGAAGAGCAACUCCUCCUCCUUCGUCCUCAGCUGCAAGAGCACGAGCCAAAGGAGCUUCACGCGUCCCUCCAUGACGUGAGGGCAUGGCCGGCCGGGACCUCACUCUGCCGCCCCGCUGCCCCCCGCGCUUCCCAGUGAGAAGCUGGGGUUCGGACAAGGAAAGGGGGGUUCUCUAUAAAUAGGUGUAUAUAUGUCUGUGCCUGCCAGCAUGUGCAGCAGUCAUUAUUUAACUGAGGUGGGAGAGGGGGAGGACUUCCGUGGUCCACGUUUCAGCGCUGCCUGGGACGGGGUGCCAGGAACCUGCUUCUGAGCCCCCAAACCGCUGCCAUUGGUGGCUUUUAGGUGCCACCAGGAGGGAGGGGUCUUGCCCCCAGUGACCCUGUGCUGCUGGGCGGAUGGGUUACGUCCCCGUUGGAUGCGAGGGGCUGCAGCACAGGCUGAGAGGUGCCGGUUUGAAGCGCUGUGGGGCAGAGGCAGCCCCAUCCCUGCGCCCCCGCUCCGUGCCAGCCCUGCUGCCCCCCAGCCUGGUGGCACUGCCGGCACAGAGCAGGGCAGGCCUGCCCCCAGAGGGGACAGAGCUGGGGAUGGACCUUCUGGGGGACAACAGUGGCACCUGGGUGUCCCUGCCCCUCUCCAGCUGUGCGGAGGGGUCGGCAGGGGCGGGGGGAGCGGGCACCACCGCAGGGUCAGGGUGUCUGUGCAAUGACACCGUCACUGAGUGUGCUCAAAGCUUCCCUGCAGGCGGGUGUUUGGGGUGCUGGCUGGGCUCCGUGGGGUUCAAUGGAAGCCCCCUGCUGAGCCCCCCCAGGGCCAGGCUUUUGCUUUGGGUUUACCCGCAGAUCACAUUUAGUCUUUUACACCAAUGCAGUUUUCUUGCUCUGUAACGCACAAGGUCAUGCUUAUGGCAUGGGAUUUUUAUUGGUAAGAAAUACCUGUAAAUAAAGUUUUCAGGCUGUGUUGACGGGAGGGGCAGCAGGGGCACUGGGCUAAGGAAAAGGAGGAAACUGAGGGGAAACAAGGCUUUAAACACAAA
Messenger RNA from Calidris pugnax (ruff), 2206 nucleotides. RefSeq names its product oxytocin receptor (gene OXTR). Lineage: Eukaryota; Metazoa; Chordata; Aves; Charadriiformes; Scolopacidae. The record is from RefSeq and is a predicted model, not a curated record. Gene Ontology annotation, cellular component: membrane. The transcript has 2 exons. The coding region runs from base 74 to 1252 and encodes 392 amino acids. Gene Ontology annotation, biological process: maternal process involved in parturition; female pregnancy; regulation of systemic arterial blood pressure by vasopressin. Gene Ontology annotation, molecular function: oxytocin receptor activity; peptide binding; vasopressin receptor activity.